AUGGGCGAAAAGUCUGAUUAUGAGUCCCUUAAAAGCCUCUCAUCAAGAGCUAUAAGAGCCUCCGAGUUAAUGGACAACGCCAGAAUCCUCACCUACGUUAGGCACGAUCCACGAAGCGUAGCAACGCGGCCGCAGAGCAUCGCCAACAUGUCCCACGCCAAGAAGGGCAUCAUCAGCACCAACGAGACGGACAGGGCCGUGUCGAUAUGGCGCCUCGGCUUCCUCCUACAGCUCGAGGAUAAUCGCCUUAGACAGCAUUAG
Colletotrichum abscissum is the source of this 261-nucleotide messenger RNA. RefSeq lists its product as uncharacterized. NCBI's taxonomy places the organism in Eukaryota, Fungi, Ascomycota, Sordariomycetes, Glomerellales, Glomerellaceae. The transcript is spliced from 2 exons. The record is from RefSeq and is a predicted model, not a curated record. Bases 1 to 261 code for a protein of 86 amino acids.